Messenger RNA from Cercocebus atys (sooty mangabey), 669 nucleotides. RefSeq lists its product as uncharacterized. The record is from RefSeq and is a predicted model, not a curated record. NCBI's taxonomy places the organism in Eukaryota, Metazoa, Chordata, Mammalia, Primates, Cercopithecidae. The transcript is spliced from 4 exons. Bases 1 to 567 code for a protein of 188 amino acids.
AUGCCCAGCUCCGCGCCGCGCGGACGCACCGAGCCCGCGCUCAGACGCCCCAGCUCCGCCGAGAGGCCGCUCGCGCCGGGUCCUUCCUCUUCCCCAAGUGCAGGUAGAGCCCCCGGAGCCAUGGCCAGCCCUUCCGGCAGCUCCGAAGCCACGGGCAAGCCCCGAGGCAGGGAUGGCCGGCCCAGGAGCGAGGAGGACGAUGUCCCUCCCGAGGAGAAGAGGCUGCGGCUGGGGCUGGAGGGGGGAAGCGCACAGCCCGAGGACGGGGAGGACGCGCCGCGGCCAGGCAGGGAGGAGACCGGCACCCAGACAGGUGGCGACGGCAGAGGAGAUCUACUGUCCCUGCCAUACAGCCUGGUCGAGGAUCAGGACUACAAGUCUGAAAAUUCAACCCUCCUCCCCGGUGCCAAGAACAGUCUGCAAGACUCCUACAUAGCUGUUCAACUAAUUGGUAAACAGAAACCAGGCAGAAUAUCCUGGAAAGGACAAGACUAUCGAAGGUACUGUGAUCUUUUCUGCAAGGACAUAUCUCCAUUUAAUCCAACCAGGAGUUGCCUGUUCAUCUGAGCCUCAUGCUUCUCUUAAGGUGAGCACUAAACAACAUGCUGAAGUCAGGCUGGUACAUCCCAAGUUGUGUGACUGACCACCAAUUCUGUCUCUCGCUCUCUC